This is a messenger RNA of Octopus bimaculoides (California two-spot octopus), 1191 nucleotides long. Its product is annotated as testis-specific serine/threonine-protein kinase 3. Gene Ontology annotation, molecular function: tau-protein kinase activity; ATP binding. NCBI's taxonomy places the organism in Eukaryota, Metazoa, Mollusca, Cephalopoda, Octopoda, Octopodidae. Gene Ontology annotation, cellular component: cytoplasm. Gene Ontology annotation, biological process: microtubule cytoskeleton organization; intracellular signal transduction; protein phosphorylation. The record is from RefSeq and is a predicted model, not a curated record.
AGGCUUGAUAGCAAUGAACGCUGUCAUCAACUUCUUUUCAUUUGCAAACAAUUUAAAUCGAGCAGUAUGCUGGAAAACAUCGCAAACCGUAACAAAUGCAAACAGGAAUACGAAACCAAAUGUCGCAUUAAAUGGUUACUGUUAUGGACCAUUCAACAGUAAAUAAAAAAUUACACCAACGGAAUUACGAAGUGGACUAUUCAGACACUAAAACAGAAGACGCAAACAUUCUCAGCAAGAAUGAUUCUACCAAAUACGUUUUGAAUUACCGUAUACCUUUGUUGAAGCGUGAUUAUAUUGUUACAAGAUCCCUCGGUAAUGGCAGUUUCUCUAAGGUCAAGCUACUGCGCAGUCUGACUAAUCACUCACGACAAUUUGCAGUGAAAAUCGUAAACCGUUCGAGAGCUCCACGAGACUUCUUAACUCGAUUUUUACCGAGAGAAUUGGAAUUUUGGCCCAGUCUUAAUCAUCCAAAUAUUAUAAAAUUUCACGAAACUUUUGAAGAAAUGCAUCUUGUAUAUAUGGUCCUUGAAUACGCCAGCCGUGGAGAUCUUUUAGCACACAUUCAGAAAUAUGGUUCUCUGCCGGAAGACAGAACAAAAAUACUUACACGACAGAUAUGCCAAGCGAUCCAUUACCUUCACAGUCAAAACAUUACUCAUCGUGAUCUCAAACUGGAAAACCUUUUACUUGAUGACCUUGGUAAUAUCAAGAUUACAGACUUUGGUUUCGCAAAACGUAAUUAUGUAGGAGAAUUAAGUCGAACAUUUUGUGGUUCCAAGUCAUACGCCGCUCCCGAAAUUCUACUUGGGAAACCUUACGAUCCCCGCAAAGCAGACACGUGGGCAAUAGGUACGAUCCUUUACAUUAUCAGUACAGGUAAAAUGCCGUUUGACGAAAACAAAAGCAUAAAAAGUAUUCUAGAAGAGCAACAGAAACUUGAUUUCCCUCUAUACAACUAUCGAAAACUGAGCAAUGAUUGUAAGGACCUUUUGAAAAAUUUAUUUACAUUUGAAUAUACUAAAAGACCGACUGUCUUAGAAGCACUUUCUUGUCAAUGGUUUAAAUAAGACUGAAAAACAAUAUCAUUAAACUCAUCUAAGAGAAUUAUAAUGGGAAUAAAUGGCAAAAAUAACGUGAUUAAAGAACUGAAUUAAUCGAAACAGUUAAGAAUAAAAAUAUCAAAUACAA